ACCUUGAGCCUAGAGACUAUUUAGCGGACUACUCCUUCCAUCCUUCUUUGUCCUCCCCCUCCUUUUCAAAAUCGCGCCUAGUACUUCCGACUCUCAUUUUUAUUUAUAAGCUCCCAAGCAAGCUUUAUUUUCUGUAAAGAACUAGACUUUAAUUGCCAUUUGCUUGCCAUUUGCCCUCGACUUUUACAUACCCAAAAAAUACGUAUAAAAGUUGUUAAUUUUCGGCUUUCUAACUUUAAACCCAAGACUUCUACUCCUUUACAAAGAGUUUGUAUUUUCAUUGUUUUGGCUCCAGAAAAAGUUUAUAAGAAAGGCUUUUGCUUAUAUCUGAUUUGCCCAACUUGAAGACGGUGGUAUUUGGAAGGCUAAAAUACAGAAACAUAGUUAAGAUUUUAGGUUGGGGUUUCGUGAAAAUGGAUAAAAAGAAAGUGGCAGUGCCAUUGGUUUGCCAUGGUCAUUCACGUCCAGUGGUUGAUUUGUUCUAUAGCCCAGUUACCUCUGAUGGGUUCUUCCUCAUUAGCGCCAGCAAAGCCAAGCACUAUCAAGGAGGGAGUUCUAUUGUUGCAUAUUGAUUCCAGCCCAAUGCUUAGAAAUGGUGAGACUGGAGAUUGGAUUGGAACAUUUGAAGGACAUAAAGGAGCAGUAUGGAGUUGCUGCUUGGACACAAAUGCUUUGCGUGCUGCAUCUGGCUCUGCUGACUUCUCUGCGAAAAUUUGGGAUGCGUUAACUGGGGAUGAACUGCAUUCUUUUGCGCAUAAGCACAUUGUUCGAGCCUGUGCUUUCUCCGAGGAUACUUAUUUUCUACUUACUGGUGGAGUGGAGAAAGUUUUGCGCGUAUAUGAUAUGAAUCGCCCUGAUGCAGCUCCUCGAGAAGUGGCUAAGACUCCUGGAUCAGUCAGAGCUGUUACAUGGCUUCACAGCGAUCAAACAAUUUUAAGUUCCUGUACUGACAGUGGAGGUGUUAGACUGUGGGAUGUGAGAACUGGGGAUAUAGUUCGUACGCUUGAGACAAAGUCCCCAGUGACUAGUGCUGAAGUGAGUCAAGAUGGUCGUUACAUUACAACUUGUGACGGAUUCAGUGUCAAGUUUUGGGAUGCAAAUCACUUUGGAUUGGUGAAGAGCUACAACAUGCCAUGCACUGUAGAAUCAGCUUCCUUGGAACCAAAAUAUGGGCUCAAAUUUGUUGCUGGAGGAGAAGACAUGUGGAUUCGUGUAUUUAAUUUCCACACUGGUGAAGAGCUUGGUUUGGACAAAGUGACUUAUCCAGAUAAAGGAUUUUUCCCCCUUGUACUGGUAAUUCACCAAAAUUCUGGAACACUAUAUCACCUGCAUGAUCAAAGGCAAGGUCUGUGAUAAAACCAGCUGUGUGUUGCCUUCUCUAAAUGUAUGAUGUAUCUGCACAUGUUGGCCCCUUUUGAGCUUCUGGAUGGCAGAUACAAUUGUAGUUAUACUCCAUGGAACCUCCCAUAUACCAUCCAGAACCUUCUUUAGUACCAGAGAGUCAGUCUCCAUAAUGAGAGGUGUCAAACUGAUGCUCCACACAGAAUUGUAAACCUUUCUUGACUGCUAAAGCUUCUGCUAACAUCGUUUCCUGGAAUUCCACAGCCUUGGCAUAUAUUAAUUCACCUUGGGAGUUUCUGACACAGAAUCCUAUAGCACUCCUACCAGGAUUGCUUCUACUGGUACCAUCUGAAUUACAUUUAUAGCUCUCGGGAGGAGGAGGUGACCAGUAGACAAUCUUAGGGGUUGUUUGGUUGUGGAACUAACGGGAUAGUAGGGGGAUUAAAUAGUGACGAGAUUAUUUAGUGGAUAUAUUUUUAUUGGUAGAUGUUUGGUUCAUUGGACUAAAAAUGGGAUAUACGGGGUAUAAUAUUAAUAUAAAACAUGUUUUUGGUAUAUCUAGAUAAGUUGGGAUAAACUUUCAUUUUCAAUUUAACCUUGGACUUUUUAAAGGACUUUGGGGGAAGAGCCUUGGAAAAGGGCAUCUUUGUCAUUGUAUUGUUUUAUCCCGGGAUUAAGUAAUCCCGGGAUUAUUAUCCCACCCUCAAUAUGGGAUAGAAUAAUACUGCAAUUGUGGUAUAAAUUAAUCCCGGAUUCGAAAAUUCAACCAAAUGUGGGAUUAAAAAUAAUCCCGUACCUAAUCCCGAGAUUAUCAUCCCUUAUCCCACCAACCAAACAACCCCUUAGUGCUUAGCACUGGUUUGUAAGCUUCAAAGAAAGCAUUCAUAUCAGGCCAUGAUCUGGGGAUAGAUUGGAGCCAAGGAUACCUGUACUUUGCCAACUGAUAUAGUAAGUUAUUGAUUUCCUUAAACCAUUCUAGUAAAAGCGACCCUUUCCCCGUGCCUUAAAGCAUUUCUCCUUUUCCACAAUUGCCUUAACAUGAUUGAUGGAAAUGCCUGGUGCAAUGGCUUCAAUUUAACAACUGUCUUUGCAUUCCACCAACCCAUGAUAGCAGCUUUUAACUGGAUGGGAGGAAAAGACAAACCAGCAGUCCACAGAAUAAUUCCAAAUUCUAAUAGCAACUGCACUUGUUAAGAAGGAUGUGCUAAAGUAUCUUGUUGAGGUGAAAUACAACAGCUGCAUUUUGAAGGGUUAGCAAACUGCAUCCUCAUUAGAAUAUCAUCUGUUGGUAAUUUGGCCUUUCACAAUCUCCACAUAAAGAAUGAAAUUUAAAAAGUAAAGUCUUUUCACCCACAUUGGUUCAUAGUAAAUUGUACCUCUUCCCCGUGUCUAAUAUACUGCCAAGCACUCUUCACAGUGAACUGUCUACUUGCUGUUAGCUUCCACCUUGCUUUGUCAAAAUGAUCUCGUUCAUAAAUCAGCUUAACAUUAUUCAAGAUAUGCUCAGCAAUCUCCUCAGAUACCAGAUGUCUAAUUUCCUGUCCAGUCUCCAUUUUCUAUCAAAUCUGCUCUUCUUCAAUAAUAUGCUCAGCAGGGACCACAUGAUGUAGUCUCCCAAUUGCGUCCAGUUAUCACACCAAUAGGUUGAGAAACCACAUUGUUGAGAAACCACAUUUCACUUCCCACCAUAUUUCUUGUUCUAUAAGAUCUCUAGCUGAAAACAUCUUCUCCCACUGUACUAGUGUAGGAGGAUCUUUCUUGUAGCACUUGUUCCACAGAAAAUUUAUCCACGAUUUUGUGGUUCAAAACUCCACCAUAAUUUAGAGAACGAUGCAGUUGACACAUCAAAUAAUGAUCUAAAGCCCAGCCCUACUUCAUUUGUAGGUAGACUGAGACUGCCAUGUAGCCUAAUGCCUACGUCUACCUUCUUCCUUGUUACGCCAAAAGAACUGUGAGAAUAUACGGGAGAAAAAAUCUAUUAUUGAUAUUCUAUUUAAUUAUAAUACAAUGAACCCUAUUUAUGCAAUACAUAUCAUACUCCUAUUCUAUGUACGACUAGGACUAAUUUAUAUAAUUUACAUAACUAUCUAACACUUCUCCUCAAGCCGGUGCAUACAAAUCAUAUGUACCGAGCUUGUUACAUAUGUAACUAAUACGAGGACCAGUAAGGGACUUGGUGAAAAUAUCUGCAAGCUAAUCAUUCAACUUCACAAACUUUGUAGCAAUAUCUCCUGAGAAUAUCUUUUCUCUAACGAAGUGACAGUCAAUCUCGAUGUGUUUAGUUCUCUCAUGGAACACCGAAUUUGAUGCAAUAUGAAGGGCAACUUGA
This is a messenger RNA of Nicotiana tabacum (common tobacco), 3670 nucleotides long. The record is from RefSeq and is a predicted model, not a curated record. NCBI's taxonomy places the organism in Eukaryota, Viridiplantae, Streptophyta, Magnoliopsida, Solanales, Solanaceae.